Messenger RNA from Brenthis ino (lesser marbled fritillary), 1959 nucleotides. The record is from the annotation of a GenBank genome assembly. NCBI's taxonomy places the organism in Eukaryota, Metazoa, Arthropoda, Insecta, Lepidoptera, Nymphalidae.
AUGGAUCCGACUAAUAGAACAAGAAGAAUCGAUUUAGACGUAGAUAGUUUUCGUAGCGACGAACCGGGGUACGACAGGGCUCGUAUGCGAAGACAAUCCGGUGGUUUUGUAGACUUAGGAAAUGAAUCACAAUAUGGAACCGGUGGACAUCAAGCUUCUGGAGCUAACGAAAUUUUUGCUGACAUACAGGGUGACGUGCCUUGGUGGAAGUCAAACUUUUUCAUAUCACAGCCAGUCCUCUUUGGAACAUGGGAUGGAGUUUUUACAUCAUGUCUCAUAAAUAUUUUUGGAGUUAUUGUAUUUUUGAGAUCUGGUUGGAUGGUUGGACAGGCUGGUCUCGUUAAUGCUGUGCUUAUAGUUAUUUUUACAGUAUUUGUAGCAUUGAUCUCAGUAUUGUCUGCUGUGGGAAUAUGUGAAAGAUGUAGAAUAGAAAGUGGUGGAGUAUAUUUUCUACUAGCUCAUACAUUAGGAUCAAGACUUGGAGGAGCUUUAGGAAUGGUGUAUUGCUUUGGUCAGGCUGUAGGAUGUGCAUUAAAUGUGUUUGGAUUUGGUGAAUCUAUGGCAGAUUUAGUUGGCACACAAAACACAUGGGCAGCCCGAGGCUUUGCUGUAGCAGCAGUUCUUUUAUUAGGCACUAUAAAUGUAGCUGGUGUCAAGUGGGUUAUCAAAUUGCAGUUUGUUCUUCUUUUAGUGAUCUUGAUGGCUGCAUUAGAUUUUUUUGUUGGAUCAUUCACAACAGUGCCUGAUGCCAAUUUCAAAGGAUGGUUUGGUGGUACAAUGGCAAAUAAUACUUGGGCAAAUUAUCAAGAUAAUUACACUUGGUUCAAAUGUUUUGGGGUAUUUUUCCCAACAAUCACUGGCAUUUUGGCAGGAAUAAACAUGAGUGGAGACUUAAAGAACCCCUCUGCUAAUAUUCCAAAUGGAUCACUAGCAGCUAUAAGUACUGGAACUUUCCUGUAUUUAAUAUUCAUUAUUACGUUAGCUGCAACAGUCACAAGAGAAGCCCUUUUGACAAAUUUUUCUAUAACUGCUGAUAUUUCUGCAUUGAAAAUUUUGCUUCUUGCUGGCCUAUACGUCUCUUCUAUGAGUUCUUGUCUUGGUGCUAUGUAUGGGACUCCAAGGGUCUUACAAAGUAUUGCAAAUGAGAAAGUUAUACCUGGCCUCGAAGCACUUGGGCAUGGAAGAGGUCCAAACAAAGUGCCUAUUUAUUCAAUGGUUGUAGUAGCAGUAGUGACGGUCACAUUCAUCAUCAUCGGAGACAUAAACAAGCUUGCACCAAUAGUUACUAUGCCUUUUCUUAUCACAUACGCUAGUAUUGAUUACUCUUAUUUUGCUCUCGCACAAACAUUUGAUUUGCAACAUAAAAGAGAAAUGAGAUUUCAGGGACAUUCACAAAGGGACACACAAGUGUAUGGGGCCACUGGAAGCGACUUGGAUCUGUUGUUUCCAGAGAGGAUAAGACAUAAAACUGUUGGAGAUUUCACUCCGUCUCCAACUGAUUCCGCUAUAAUGAACGGACGUAUGGCAAAUGACGUAGAGCGACGGCCAAGUGUCAAUGUGCACUCUAAAAACAAAAAUUGGUAUUCACACCUUUGCAAUAGAUGGUUAUCCUUGAUAGGUGUAGCGAUUAAGCUAUUGUUAAUGGUGUUGGUGCAUUGGAUGUAUGCUCUGGGAUGCUUGUCCAUCCUCUGGCUGAUAUGGAUGUACAUAGGCGCGGCCAACCCGGCCGUCAAGCCCGGCCGAGCUUCCGAAUUCAGGUUCUUCCAUUGGAUGAAAAUAGCCUUCCUUCAAGCUAUUGGAAAACGUCCGUUAGAAUACGAGCAAUUGGUUGUGACGCCCGUGCACGCGGACAUACCUGUGGAGCAAGAGCGCUUAAAUGAUGAAAACGAAGACUUUGCCUCUCGAAGAAGAUACCAUCAGUCCACAGCUCUCCAGAGUCACCUUGUCAGUGUAGAUACU